This is a messenger RNA of Brassicogethes aeneus, 2612 nucleotides long. The record is from the annotation of a GenBank genome assembly. Lineage: Eukaryota; Metazoa; Arthropoda; Insecta; Coleoptera; Nitidulidae.
UGUAAUAUCAAGCAGCCCUUCGAGCGGACACGCAUGAUCUUUCAGAACAACAAUAAUAGAAGUGCCGCCGCGCUCGCAACAAUCGACGGCGGCGGCGACGACGGCGGCCACGGCCUGCUCUCUGUAUUGUGCGCGGCUCCGAUCGAGCAGCAUCUCCGCUGAAGAUACGUUUGCAGAAAUACUACGUCAAGUGACCCACGUUGCGUUAUAUCGGGGCGAUAUGUAAAUAAGUUUUGUGUUUGUGUUUAUGAAUUUUUUUCCCUUCGGAGUGGUUGUUGGUUGUGUUUACAGGAUUUUGUUGAUUGAAUUUACACAGUUAAAAGUUGAAGGAGCUGAAAAUGGCCUACAUGAACGGCGCUCCCGAACACGGAUGUCCCCUGAGACCGGGCUGUCCUUCGCCCACCUCCACCCCCGAGGAAUUGGAACGGCGGGCAAUCAUUCAAAGAAACGACCUGCUGUUACACGAAGCCGUCAUAAAAAAUGACACCGAAGCCGUUCGCAGGAUACUUAAGGAACCGCUCGACAUAAAUUCCAGGAAUAACUAUGGUCGAGCUCCCAUUCACUGGGCUUCUUCCAGGGGGAAUCUGGAUAUUAUGGAAAUGCUUAUUUCUGCAAAUUGUGACAUUGAGGCCAGAGAUAAGUACGGGAUGCGACCGCUGCUGAUGGCCUGUUGGCAUGGACACAGGCCGGCCGUCCAGAUGCUUAUUAACACUGGAGCAUGCUCCAAUGCUACCAACAAGAAACACUACACAUUACUAAUGUGUGCCGCUAGAAAUAACCGAGUGGAUGUGGUGGAUUUUUUGCUUGAUACUCUCGAGGACGUCAAAGUGGACGCUGUGGACAUCGAGGGCCAAACCGCAUUAUUCCACGCAGCUAUGGGUGGUCAUACCUCAAUAGUUAGAAGACUUAUUGAGAUAGGGGCUUCAGCCGUUAAAAGGAACAAGGAAUCUAGAACCGCCCUGCACAUGGCUUGUGAAAGGGGCCACUGCGAAGUUGCAGAACUACUAUUAGCCCACGAAAUCGACAUGGAGGCCAAAGAUGUUAAUGGAAACACACCUUUACACGUGGCGGCUCAAAAUCAACAAACAAAAUUGGUGCAAGUCCUACUGGAUGCCGCUGCAGAUCCGGACAGUGAAAAUCAAAAAGGUUCAACUGCUCUACAUAUAGCAUGUAGUUUAGGUAGUAGAGGUAUCCUUGAUGCUUUACUUCAACAUGGAGCUAUGUUGGAUAAACAAAAUAAGUCUGGAAAUACCCCUCUCCAUAUGGCUUGUCAAGCAAAUGAGGCAGAGACAGUAGAAAUUGUGAUACAAAAAGGAGCAGACCUUAACUGUCUAAAUACGCGACUGCAAUCUCCAAUUCAUAUCGCAGCCGAGAUGGGGCACACGGACAUUUGCAAGCUGCUUUUGGCCGCAGGGGCCGAUAUCGAACAAAGGGAGCAGUGCGGCAGGACGCCACUGUAUAUCGCCGCCCGCGGCAGUUUUACCGCCAUCGUCGAUAUGAUUAUCAAGACUGCUAGAUUAGAUUACCCGGCACACGAGGACAAACCAAGCGCCAACGGACGGAAAGAGAGCUCCGGCGGAGGCUUAACGCGUAAGCUGAGCAGGAAAUUUAGAUCAGGCAGCAAAGACGAGGGCCGAGGACAUCGAGACAGCGAACGUUUCAGAGAGGUUCUCUACAAAUUGGCCUACAAGCACCUAGGACAUCAGGAGUGGAAGAAGCUGGCCAGUCACUGGGCCUUCACUGAUGACCAGAUUAAAGCCAUCGAACAUCAGUACAACGGUCCAAACAGCUACAAGGAGCACGGCUUCAGGAUGUUGUUGAUUUGGGCCCACGGGCUCGGGCCUGACGUCAAUCCUGUUAAGGAACUCUACGAGAGUCUAGUGGCAAUUCAAAAAAGGCCAUUGGCAGAUAAUUUGAGAAGAAAAAUUGACCAGGAAAACGAAGCCAUACGGAAGGGCAACAAAACAAAGUGCAACCACUGUGUUUUAAGUUAAAAAUCUUAUAUUCACCACUAACCUACAUAAAAUAAAAAAGAUUUAUCGAAAUUAUCUUAUGAUAUUUUAAAUAUACAUAUCUUAUUGUGUAUUAGAUAGAGUAACGUUCAUUUCCUAAAUCAAAACUAAUUGGUACAUGGAUGUGUUACUUAGCGCUGAGUUUAGAUUUGAAGUAUUGUAAACCAUAACAUUUGCCUUGUUCGGUCCAAUCUAGAGUGAUUUAUCUAUAUAUCUACCUAUACUUGUUAAACGUUAUAUAUAUUUUAUAAUAUUACAUCAUUAAUAUUUAUUUAUUUAUUAUUUUUUGAUUUGGAAACAAUUUUAAAGUUUUUAGUUCUUUAUUUUACUUUAGGUAAAUUACAUUUUUAAUGCAUUUUAUUUUAGUGAAGUUAAUAAAUUACGAAAAAGUCCAGUCGUUCCAAGGUCACUGAAAUGAGAUUAACUUAAAUUAAAUAAUUUGAAACAGCUGGGCUAUUUUCACAAUUCAUUAACAAAGAACGUUUCAAACCAUUUUAGUAAAUUAGAAAAAAAUAUUAUGAAUUUUAUGUCACAUAAUAUAAUAAUAAUAUUUAUUUUAACGCACAUUAACUGUUUUUCCAAUGUCAAUUCUAUGUAUAU